GAAAAACGACACUAUCCUCGAGACCGAGGUCGUCCAGCCAGAGUCUACAGGUCCACUUGAUGCCAGAGAAAAAUAUCGUGACAAAAUCAGACGAAUUAUGCUAGGAAACUAUGAAUAUGGUUUCCUCUGCAUGCCAUAUAUUCCAUUUUUCUUCAAAGCCAAAAGACGUCUUCCACCAUUCUUCGGCAUCAAUGCCCCCCUACCCAUCUUACUAUCUAUCGUUCUCGGCUUUCAACACGCCCUUGCCAUGGUGUCUGGUGUCGUAACGCCAUCAAUUAUUCUUGGAGGUGGUGGUUUCCUCAACCUAGACAUGGAAUAUAGACAGUACAUGAUCAGUUCAGCAUUGAUUGUUAGCGCAAUCUGUACAACCGUCCAGAUCACAUCUUUCACUUACCGUGGUGUUCGUAUCGGAACUGGCCUUCUCAGUGUGGUUGGAACUUCCUUCACAAGUGUACCGCUUGCCUACUCUAUAUUUGGAAAUAUGUACAAGACUGGAUUUUGUCCUAGUAUGAUUGAUGAGAACGGAACAACCAUUAAUUUGCCCUGUCCCCAAGGCCUUGGUGCCUUUAUCGGAACAGCAAUGCUGUGCUCUCUUCUCCCAAUGGGCCUUUCUCUCCUUCCACCAAAGGCCCUCAAACGUAUGUUCCCUCCAAUUGUCACCGGAACGACCGUAUUCUUGAUCGGCCUAUCUCUUAUUGCUUCAGGAUUCAAGGACUGGGCAGGAGGAUCGGGUUCUUGCAUGGAUCGUCCGGCCACCGGCAUGUACAGUGUUUGCCCUAAUCUUGGUGCACCCAACGCUAAACCCUGGGGUGACCCGGCUUAUCUUGGUCUCGGUUUGGUCGUCUACGUAUCAAUUGUCCUCAUUGAAUACUUUGGCUCGCCCUUCCUCAAGAAUAUUCAGAUGGUUGCUGGACUAAUUAUUGGUAUUAUUGUUGCCGCUGCUACUGGCUACAUCGAUCACAGUACAAUUGACAGUGCUCCCGUUGCCACCUUCCUCUGGGUCAAGCGUUUCCCCCUAAGCAUAUAUGCUCCUGGUAUUAUACCGCUCCUAAUCGUAUAUCUGGUGGCAGUGGUGGAAGCUGUCGGUGAUAUUACUGCCUCUUGUGAAGCAUCUCGUGCUCCAGUCGAGGGUCCUGAAUUUGAAGGCAGAAUCAAGGGCGGUAUUCUUUGCGAUGGUGUCAACUCUUUGUUAGCAGGAUGUUGCACUAGUCUUCCCCUCUCUACAUUUGCUCAAAAUAACGGUAUCAUUGCCCUGACUCGCUGUGCUAGCCGAACUGCUGGUUAUUGGUGUGCCUUCUUCAUGUUGCUGAUGGGUAUCUUUGCCAAGUUCUCAGCUGUCUUCCUUGCAUUACCAAGUGCAACCAUUGGUGGUCUGACAACAUUCUUGUUUAGUACUGUUGCUGUGGCUGGUAUCCGCAUCUUAGCCUAUCUCGAAUGGACUCGUCGCGAGCGUUUUAUCGUAUCUGCUGCAAUGGCUCUUGGUCUCGGUGUCAACCUAGUCCCAGACUGGUUCAGCUAUGUUCUUACUUAUGAGGGUUCCAACCAGGCCCUCCGUGGUUUCUUGGACUCUGUUGAGGUGAUUGUCAGUACUGGAUUCUGUAUCGCCGCUAUUAUUACUUCUUUCUUGAAUGCCGUCUUACCUUCCGAAACUGGAGUACAAGAGAUGUUUGAAAACGACAUUGAAGACAAUAGCAUCGACGAGCCUACAAAAGAGCCUCAUAUUAUUGUCUAAAA
Molecule: messenger RNA, 1734 nt
Organism: Phycomyces blakesleeanus NRRL 1555(-)
Lineage: Eukaryota; Fungi; Mucoromycota; Mucoromycetes; Mucorales; Phycomycetaceae
Exons: 2
Coding region: 98-1732 (544 amino acids)
Biological process (GO): xanthine transport; transmembrane transport
Cellular component (GO): fungal-type vacuole; membrane
Molecular function (GO): xanthine transmembrane transporter activity
Source: RefSeq, a predicted model, not a curated record